AUGGCAGCUGCGACUGCAAGGCAGCUGUUGGUCCACAGGAUCACAUCCUCCUGCUCCUCAGGGACGCUUCCGAAGCACACUUCCAGUUGCUUCCAAGCCGGAGGCUGGAACAAGGCCGCGAAGCUCCCCAGUUUCAGGGCAAGGGUGACCGUGAAGCCGCCGUGCGCCGUGCCGGGGAAGGGCGGCAUUGUGCCGGCCGACGACGACGGGGUCAGCCUCGGCACCGUGAAGCUGCCGGCCAACAUCGACGUCGCUCGGUUCGAGGGGUUGCUCUUUCAGUCUCAGCUUGGACCUUCAGUUGAACUGCUUGGUAGAACUGAUGUUUAUUUCGAACCUGUUUGGCAGUGGGGGAACAGUCUCUGCCAAGGCGCCAUGUUGCCACUGCCAGUGCCUAUCAAGGUGGACAAGGUGGAGGGUGGGAUCAGGCUAGGGUUCAUCGGGAUCGACGACGGCGCGACCUCGCUGCUGGCCUACAUCGACUGCCUGGUGUCUCCGGCGACAGACGGCUCUGGGUUUGUGUUCCGAGCCAUCAGGAACGGUGCUAUGAAGGACAUGGAGCCGCCUGGGGAGCCCAGGAUCAUGAGGAGCCUCCUCAUGGCGCUUCAGAAGUCCAUUCAGAUUGCGCGAGUUUGA
Molecule: messenger RNA, 633 nt
Organism: Triticum turgidum subsp. durum (durum wheat)
Lineage: Eukaryota; Viridiplantae; Streptophyta; Magnoliopsida; Poales; Poaceae
Source: the annotation of a GenBank genome assembly